Molecule: messenger RNA, 5823 nt
Organism: Prunus mume (Japanese apricot)
Lineage: Eukaryota; Viridiplantae; Streptophyta; Magnoliopsida; Rosales; Rosaceae
Source: RefSeq, a predicted model, not a curated record
ACGACAGAAACUUUGUGCCUGUGCGUCUUCAUCCAUCUUCAGUCCCUUCUUCUCGUUUCUUAAUUAAUUAACUAAUAAUAAUUAACUAGCAUUAAUAUGAUCUGCUGUUUGUCUUGCGCAGGGUUACACAAGAAACUAAGAUAUGGCUGUAGAAUCUGUGCUUACUUUUGCGACCGAGGGAAUACUGACGAAGCUGACUUCCCUUGCCGCUCAAGAAAUCAGUCUUGCCUGGGGAUUCAAAGCUGAACUAAACAAGCUUCACAAAACACUGUCCACCAUUGAAGGUUACUUAGCCGACGUUGCCCAGGGGCCACAAGGUCGGAGCAAGUCCGUAGAAGAUUGGGUGGCGAAGCUUAAACGUCUAGCUCAAGAUGCAGAUGAUGUCUUGGAUGAAUUCAACUAUGAACUUCUCCGGCGCAAAUUAGAAAUCCGAAAUCAUAUGAAGAAAAAGGUACUCAACUUCUUUUCACUCUCCAAUCCGGUUGCAUUCCGCCUUAAAAUUGCACAUAAAAUUCAGAAGAUCAAUGCAUCCUUGGUGAAUCUCAAGAGUGAGGCUCCUAUCAUUGGACUAGUUUCCAAGAAAACAGAUGCAGCCCCUCGAGGAAUUAGAGGACGGAUACAAACCGACUCACUCCCUGAAAAAGAUGGAAUCAUUGUUGGAAGGGAGGAGGUCGUGUCAGAUCUAGUCACAACUUUGACCAACUCCAACAAUAAUCAAGAAAAUCUAUCUGUUAUGGCCAUUGUGGGAAUGGCAGGGCUGGGAAAGACAACUUUGGCCAAGUCAGUGUACAACGAUAAUUCAGUAAUAAACUAUUUUUCAAAAAGGAUAUGGGUGUGUGUAUCUGAUCCUUUUAACAUCAAUAUGAUUUUGAUCUGCAUGUUAGAAUCUCUUAACCCAUCAAAAGCCACUGUAAGAGAAAAUCAAGAUGCACUGCUUAAAUACCUUGAAGAAGAGUUGAGAGAGAAGAGAUACUUGCUGGUACUUGAUGAUGUUUGGAAUGAAGAUUCGGAGAAAUGGGAAAGUUUGAUGAGCUAUUUGUCAUAGUUGAAUUCUGCUCCAGGAAGCAAAAUUAUUGUCACUACCCGCAGUGGCAUAGUUGCAUCACUCACAGAAACACUUCCGCGGCCUGAAUUGGAAAUUCUAUCAACGGAUGAAUGCUGGUCCAUAUUGAAACAUGCAGCUUGCUCAGAUGGUAAUUCUGAUAUACCUCUUGGUUUAGAGAGAAUUGGACGGGAAAUUGCUAAAAAUUGUGAAGGUCUACCAUUGAUGGCAAAGGUUUUGGGAGGUAUUUUGUGCUCUAAAAAGACUCCUACUGAAUGGUCUGAAGUCAAAGACAACAGAAUAUGGGACUUACCAAAGACAGAAGAUAGAAUCAUGUCAGUCUUGAAGUUGAGUUUCGAUAAUUUGGAAUCACCAGCACUGAAGCAAUGUUUUUCAUAUUGCUUAGCGUUCAUCAAAGAUGACGUGAUGGAACAAGAUGAUUUGAUUCAACUUUGGAUGGCUCAAGGAUUCCUCCAUCCUUCUCCUGAAAAAAAUAAUCUAGAGAUGGAGGAUAUAGGUAAUGAAUAUUUUGAUAUUCUAUUCCAAAGCUCCUUAUUUCAAAAUGCUACAGUGGAUGAUGAUGGCAUUGUUACUGAAUGCAAGAUGCACGAUCUAGUGCACGAUCUUGCAGAACAUGUAUCCGAAACUGAAAGCAUGAUGCGAGACUUCCACAAGAAUGAAGAUGUUGCAACUCCCAUUAUAGAAAGAAUUCCAGAAGGAAGUAGUGGGAAAUUGAGAUCACUGUUUUCGAAUGCUGAAGCACUACUUGGAAACAUGUUGCCAUGGUUUAAAGCUUUACGUGUCUUGAAAUUAUGUGGGGCAUGUAUUGAGGAGCUUCCAAGUUCAAUCGGAAAGCUGAAACACUUGAGAUAUCUUAACAUUUCCUUUACAAAAAUCAAGAGACUUCCAAAUUCUGUUGGCAAGCUAUAUAACCUACAGACAUUAAGAGCAACAAACUGCGACCUUCAAGAAUUUCCAAAAGACGUGCAAAACUUGAUCAACUUGAGACAUGUUUAUUGUGAUGAGGGAGUGAAAUUUCCAGCUGGAGUAUUAGGGAGAUUAACGCUCCUCCGAACAUUACCUUAUGAGGUGAUGGGUAGGGAAAUUAAGGAGCUGGCUGCCUUGAAUCAAUUGAAGGGUAAAUUGAUUAUUUGUAAUUUGGAAGACGUAAGGAAUGGAGAUGAGGCAAGUAAAGCUAAAUUAGAGGAGAAAAAAAACGUACGCCGCUUGUUAUUUGAAUGGUCAGAAAAUAGGUCAAUAACCAACAAUAAUAAUGAUGAGGAUGUACUAGAAGGCCUCCACCCGCAUUCUGAGUUGCAAAGGCUAGAGAUUCAAUAUUUCAUGGGUACUAAAUUUCCAUCAUGGAUGAUUAAGCUUGACAAUUUAAAGCAUAUUGAGCUUAAGGGUUGCAAUAGAUGUGAAAAAGUCCCAACACUCGUCCAUCUACCUCAUCUUACAGUUGUUUGGAUUCAAGGAUGUAGUGGUCUACAAUCUAUUCCAGAUUUAAACCUCUUCACAUCCCUCCGUGACUUGAGCAUUGAAUCUUGUGAUAGAUUAGAAAGUUUGGUGAGCAGUGGGCCCGUCAAUGUUGUGGAGUUGCUGAGUAUAACAGGUUGUAAUGGUCUACAAUCUAUUCCAAAUUUAAACCUCUUCACAUCCCUCCGUAAAUUCAACAUUGAAUCUUGUGAGAGAUUAGAAAGUUUGGUGAGCAGUGGGCCCGUCAAUGUUGUAGAGGUGCUGAAUAUAACAGGUUGUAGUGGUCUACAAUCUAUUCCAGAUUUAAACCUCUUCACAUUCGUCCGUAUAUUCAACAUUGAAUCUUGUGAUAGAUUAGAAAGUUUGGUGAGCAGUGGGCCCAUCAAUGUGGAGUUGCUGAAUAUAACAGGUUGUAGCGGUCUACAAUCUAUUCCAGAUUUAAACCUCUUCACAUCCGCCCGUAUAUUCAAUAUUGAAUCUUGUGAUAGAUUAGAAAGUUUGGUGAGCAGUGGGCCCAUCAAUGUGAAGUUGCUGAAUAUAAAAGGUUGUAGUGGUCUACAAUCUAUUCCAGAUUUAAACCUCUUCACAUCCCCCACAAUGGCCACAAUCUCUCUUGUUGAGUUGGAAAUAAGAAAUGCCCCUAAUUUAGAGAGUCUUCCAAGUUUAGAUAUCCUCACAUCUCUCUCUGAGUUGGAAAUAAGAAAUGCCCCCAAUUUAGAGAGUCUUCCAAGUUUAGACAACCUCACAUCUCUCUCUAAGUUGGUGAUUGUUAAUUGUGGGAAAUUAAAAUAUCUGUCCACAGGGCUACACUGCUGCUCCAGCUUGAAGACAUUGGAACUUGGUGCGUUCUGGGAGGAGCUCGAUUCCUUUCCUGAUUUCCAUCUUGGAUCAUCACAACUUAAAAUGUUAGAGUUGACCGGGCGGCCCAAGCUCAAGUCUCUGCCUCAACAAAUUCAAGACUUCACUUCUCUAACAUAUUUGAAAAUACAUAAAUUCGAUGGAGUGGAGGCUCUUGAGGAUUGGCUGGGUAACCUUACAUCCCUUGAGAAUCUAGAUAUUUGGAGUUGCAAGAAUCUCAAGUGUCUACCCAGUGUCGAAGCUAUGCAACGCCUCACCGAAUUACGACGGCUACAAAUUUGGCAAUGCCCCCUUCUGAAGGAAAGAUGCACCAAGGACAGCGGCCCAGAGUGGCCCAAGAUUUCUCACAUUCCAGAUAUCCGCAUUGUGUGACCAGACAGCAGACAGAUUGACUCUAUGCGUACAAUGAAUUCGUAAUAGCUCCAACUUUGACAGUGAAGAAAUGUACCCUUUCAUUACAAGGCAAUGCUUCUCGGUAUUUGUGGAUUCUUUAUCACCACUUGUUUAGAGGGCCUGAGGGGGUGGGUAGAGAGAGAUUGAUAUGGGGCGGAUUUUAUUUGCAUCAUAACAACUUAAUUGAAACAUAACAAAUAAGAAAGAAAUGAAGGAAUGCCCUCUCUGUUGUACCAUGUAGUUUAUGCAAACAUGCAGGACUCUUCAGAUUUUGAACCUACAUUUUUUUGUAUAUUCAUCAUCUCCAAGGACAAAAAAUGAAGUGGAGUGGAGUUCAUUGUUUCUUUGAAUGCUGUGAUAACCGGUGACAAAUAUUUACGUCUUAAGCAUCAGUUUCAGUACCAAUAAUAUUCUGACAUACUCUGUUUUCUCUAAUGCCGAGAUGCGUGCAUAACUUUUGUUGGUUGGCAUGUCAACCCUUUUAUUGUCUGUAAUUGAUAUAACCUUCAAGUAAUUUGAAACAUACUGGAUUUAAUGUGGGAUCAUGGUCAUUUUCUCGAUUAGUAGUGUGGGAUUUAAUGUGAAAAUUGAAAGUGUUGAACCGUUGUCAUUUUUCAUGUUCAAUGAGAGCAGAGAGGCCCCCUCUCCUGUUCCUAGAGUAUUUAUCAAGUCUUUCUUAAUGGACUGUCGAGUACCUGCAGUAUCAUAGGAAUCAGAGUUGGGAUUCAGGUAGAAACUCAUGCCUGCAUUGUGCCACACGCCUUCAUGUUUCUGUCUCAACAAAUCUUGCUUUGAAUCCUGUGUGGCCCCGAAUCUAGUACUUUUCAACUGUUGAGGGGAAAUGUACUAACUUUCAAAGGCAAAUUGGAAAACAAACAUUUAAGGGGAAGAACCUACCUUUCGUCCUGGGCUGGAAUCUUGCAACUUUGUUUUGCUAUCUCGAACCCCUAGUGGAAAAAUCUGUUCUAUCAUGAAAUAUGCUACAAACUGUCAAGUUCCUUUCUCUAUGGAUUGGAGGGUUUACCAGAGAAGUUGACGGACCUACCUUUCAUGUAUUGAAAAACUGUGUAUUUGUAUUGGUAGUUAUGGAUAUCUGAAGUAUCUAGCUUCACAUUGGAAACUGUAGAACACCUCAACAAGAAGAGACGCCCGAGUAGCCCAAGAUUUCUCAUAUUCCAAGGGUCAAUUGGUCAGCUUUCCGUCUUAUAUAUCGACACGCUAAUGACAUUGGUUGGUUUUGAGAACAGAAGGGGAAAGAAAGAUGAACCAGAGUCCUUAUUAGCAGAUGAUACUCCGCAAUCCUCAUGUCGUUUUCCAACAGUAUGAUUAAGCUCCUUGGUCGGAUCGAGGGCUGAACUUGGUUGACUUCUGUUCUGGCCUCUCCGUCAACCUCUGCCUCGUGCUGGUGGAGUUCUUUGUGAACCGUUUUUCCUAUUUGAUAGUUGAACAUCAGGGUAUCAUGUUAGUCAACUUUCUGGAAUGCACCUUUCUUGUUCGGAUAGGUGGAAAAUUCAAAACCCAAUGCAGCGCUCUAUCUGGAGAGGCAAAUAUUGAAGGGUGACAAGGUGAAUAAGAGAAGACAAAACAGAUUCUUUGGAUCAUCCUAUACAGCUGGGGCUUUGGCAAAUCUAUGACUAAGAAAAGGGCCUGAGGAGGUGAGUACUAGAGAGAUAUUGAUAUAGAGCAGAUUUUAUUUGCAUCGUAACAACUUAAUUGAAACAGAACAAAGAAGAAGGAAAUGAAGGAAUGCCCGUGUAGUUGAUGCAAACAUGCAGGACUUUUCAGAUUUUGUUCCUACAUUUUUUAGCAUAUUCUUUGAGUGCUGUGAUAACCGGUGACAAAUAUUAGCGUCUUAAGCAUCAGUUUCAGUACCAAUAUUGUUAUGACAUACCCUGUUCUCUAAUGCCGGGAUGUGUGUAUAACUUUUGUUGGUUUGGCAUGUCAACCCAUUUCUUGUCUGUAAUUGAUAUAACCUUCAAGCAAUUUGAAACAUACUGGAUUUAAUGUGGGAUCAUGGAGAUUUUCUCUAUUAGUAGUGUGGGAUUUAAUUUGAA